This is a messenger RNA of Pseudoliparis swirei, 5050 nucleotides long. RefSeq names its product RecQ helicase-like 4 (gene recql4). Gene Ontology annotation, molecular function: nucleic acid binding; zinc ion binding; four-way junction helicase activity. Gene Ontology annotation, cellular component: chromosome; cytoplasm; nucleus. Gene Ontology annotation, biological process: DNA replication; double-strand break repair via homologous recombination; telomere maintenance. NCBI's taxonomy places the organism in Eukaryota, Metazoa, Chordata, Actinopteri, Perciformes, Liparidae. Bases 40 to 4806 code for a protein of 1588 amino acids. The record is from RefSeq and is a predicted model, not a curated record. The transcript has 29 exons.
CUCAACCCCAACCCAAAUCUAAACAGGUGAGACGUUAACAUGGAUCGAUACAACGACGUGAAACUUCAGCUGAAAAGCUGGGAGCAGGGAUUUGCUAAAGACCACCAGAGGAAACCGAACAAGGAGGACAUUGACCAAGCUCCAGAAGAAACGAGAACGCUGUAUAAAGAAUACCGCAGUUUGAAACAAGCCAAAGAAAACAGCAGCAGUGAUGCAGCCAGCGGGCGUGCUGACCGGGCCAUAUCUACAGCUGGGGACCACGCAGUCCAGAAGGAGGCGGACUGUUGGGGUGCCCAUCUGAACCGCAGUGCACUGCCGACAUCUUCUCCCAGGCUGACACCUGAGGAAAGAGACGGUCUUCAGGCUUCUGCCCAGUACUAUGGCAUGAAGCUUAAAAGCAACCUGGCGACACUCAGUAAGGAGAGACCUCUCUCACUGAAGAAAUGUGGCCGGGUGCCUCUAAACUCCUUGAAAGAAAGACAAGCUGGACAGUCGAACGGCCCUGUGGCUGCCAAGAUCACUUCCUCCCAGCCCAAAAGCAGCCCUUUCACACCGAGAAGGUUUAACACUGGCUCGGGGUCCUUAGUUUUAAAGACACCCCAGAAAGAGGAGCCUGAAGAACCUUUGGAACCAUUUGAGCCUCUCAGAGAUUCUUGUGAAGAACCUGCAAGUGCUGCCAGUAGUUGUCAUCGUACUGGUAAUAUCAGUAUUAAUACGAGUAAAGUUACCAGUUCACAAAAUCAACAUGUCUCUGGUCCAGCUCCCUCUCCAGCCAGACCUUCUGCCUUGUUGUUGUCCUCGCUAUCUUCUCCACGUAGUGUAGGAAGGUCGACAGGAUCCAAUGAAAUGGCAAGAACUUCAGGGGACAAAAAAGAAAAUGUUGAAACUUUAGGGACGCCACUUAAGGAUGCUGCUGAGCCAGGGGUUGGAGCUUUGAUUAGCUUGAGAGGAAGCCUUCGGGUUCGCGGAGGUUUCAGAGGAGGAAAGGGAGGCAGGAGCGUCGGAGGACGUUUCUCUCCUGCCAGCAGACUGAGUUCCGUGGACAGGAAGUGGCUAGAGAGGUGUCAGGUGUUCGGCGAGAUGGGGGCUGAGGAGCCCGGAGCAGGCAACCAGGAGAUAGAGCUAGAGGGAGGAGGUGAGGGAGGAAGGGGAGGAGAAGCUGAAGGGAAAAUACAAAUAGAUGAAAGAGUGGGAAAAGAAGAAGCGGAUGCAGAGGGAGGAAGAAGAGAGGCAAUAGACGAAGGGUUUAAGAGCAUCACAAGUGAAAAAACAGUCAGUGAUAGUUCACCGAAAUCCUCUCGACAACACACUGGGAAAAACAGAGGAGGAGGGGAAGACAAGUCAAAAAGUAAGGGAGGGGAGGAGAUGGAAAGAGGAUUGACGCCACCUUUAGCGGCAGAAGACGACGAUAAAACUAGCUGUAGAUCCAAAGAUGCAAAGAAGAGAGGGAGGAAAAGGCCGAGAGAGGGAGAGAACGUGGAAGGAGAGAAGUCAGAGGAGGGAGGAGUGAAGAAGAGGCGUAAGAAUGGCAAAAAGAAAGAGGAGAGCUCGGAUGUAAACCCCAGCUCAGUUCAAGUAGCAGGGAAGAAAAGGAGAGCCAAGAAAAAGGGAGACGAAGAUGAAGAAGCGGAAGAAAAGAAAGAAAGCGUGGAACCCAAAAAGGUUCCUCAGGAGAACUUGUUAGGAGAAAUAGAGGAGGAUUUUGCAGCCAGGAGAAUGCUCCGGAACCAGCCGGUCAGAGCCAGCAGAAACAAAGGCUUAGAGGGGAACUUUGUGAAGAUCAAUCUGAAGAAUAAAUCUCACGUCAAAGGAUACGCCCUCAGAGGUGCAGGUCUGCGGAAACAGAUGUACAUGCAGAAGUUCCAGCUGAAGGGCGAACGCUUUGGUGGAGCUGGAGGAUUUUCUGGCAGAGGAAGGCGGGGCGGAUUCAGAGGGGGGUUCAACCGACAAGGAGACACCUGCUACAAGUGUGGAGGGACCGGACACUGGGCCUUCGACUGCAAGGGACCAGCCCCUCCACCUCCUCUUCCCGAGGACCAGCCUGCUGAGGAGGAGCCGUUUGAACUGCCCACCCUGGAAGAGGUUGCCAGGGCAACAGGCACACUGCAACCACAGCCACUGGGGGCGUCUCCCAGUAUCUCAGAGGAGCAGCAGCUGAAAGAGAAGGAGGGGGACAGUAGCCGCAAAGACGAGGUGUUGCUGAACGUGAUCCGCCCCGACUACGAGCGUCCCGAUGCGCCGCCACCAGUGGAGCCACUUUAUCCUCUCAGAGACGAUGGGAAAGUCCAGGAAACGCCUGCUGAGGUUCACGCAGCUCUGAGAGACAUCGGCUAUCAGUCAUUUCGACCAGGACAAGAGGAAGCCAUCAUGAGGAUCCUGUCGGGUCAGUCGACCCUCGUGGUGUUGUCAACGGGGAUGGGGAAGUCGUUGUGCUAUCAGCUCCCAGCCUACCUGUACGCUAAGAGAUCCAAAAGCAUCACUUUGGUCAUUUCACCUCUAGUCUCACUAAUGGAUGACCAGCUGACUGGCUUGCCAGACAAUCUGAAGGCAGCCUGUAUCCACUCCAACAUGACGAUGAAACAGAGAGAAGCUGCGAUAGAGAAGGUGAAGUCGGGCCAGGUGUGUCUGCUGCUCCUCUCUCCAGAGGCGCUGGUUGGUGGAGGCCGUUCAGGUUUGGGGUGUCUGCCCUCGGCUCAGGAGCUCCCCCCGGUGGCCUUCGCCUGUAUAGACGAAGCUCAUUGUGUCUCCGAGUGGUCUCACAACUUCAGACCCUGCUACCUGAGACUCUGUAAGGUACUGAGGGAGCGGUUGGGAGUGCGGUGCUUGCUGGGACUCACAGCCACGGCCACGCUGUCCACCGCUCUGGACAUCGCACGGCAUCUGGACAUCACCGAUGAAGACGGCAUCGCAGUCCGCUCUGCAGCGGUGCCUCCCAACCUGCACCUGUCCGUGUCCAUGGACAGAGAAAAAGAUCAGGCUUUAGUGUCCUUGUUGAAGGGCGAUCGGUUCGGUUGCCUGGACUCCAUCAUCGUCUACUGCACCAGAAGAGAGGAGACGACUCGCAUGGCGGCGCUGCUCAGGACCUGCCUGAACUGCGUGCUGGUGAAAGAAAACAAACAGACCAGCAGUCAGGUGCAGCACAACCCUGCAGCACAGAGGAAGAAAGACCUCGCGAGGAAGAAGUUACGUAAACCGCUGAAGUGGCAGGCGGAGUCGUACCACGCCGGCUUGUCCGCGUCCGAGCGCCGACGCGUCCAGAACAACUUCAUGUGCGGGGAGCUCCGAAUCGUGGUGGCCACUGUGGCGUUUGGCAUGGGCCUCGAUAAAUCGGACGUCCGCGGUAUCAUCCACUAUAACAUGCCCAAGAGCUUUGAGAGCUACGUUCAGGAGAUUGGAAGAGCAGGGAGAGACGGGGAUCCAGCACACUGUCACCUCUUCCUGGACUCUGAGGGUGGGGACCUCCAUGAGCUCCGCCGUCAUAUCUACUCGGACACGGUGGACUACUACACAGUAAAGAAGCUGGUGCAGAAAGUUUUUCCAUCAUGCAAAUGUAAACAGAUUCACCAGAAACAACAGGAGCUUGCAAUGGACAUCGCAGAUUCCGAGCUGAUGGAGAUGAUGGAGGCGUGUGAACAGGAGAGCAGCCUGAACCCUCCCACUGAGCCGCUCACUGUGCACACAGACACACCAGAACCGUCGCCUGCACAGGAUCCGUCGCCUAGCGACGCAGCGGGACAGCCCCUCCACGACGGUAGAGAUGAAGGAGAGGAAAAGGAGGAGAAGAAAGAGGAGCAGACGGCUGAACAGGAAGCUGAGGCGAAAGCGGCUGGCGAUUGGCGAAGGGAGCAGGAACUUGAAAGCAGCGAUUGGCCCAGAGAGCGGGUGUGUCUCACGCACGAGAGAGCGAUUCCCAUCCAAGAAACUGUGGAGGCUCUGGACAUCAGGGAGGAAGGUGUGGAAACGCUGCUCUGCUACCUGGAGCUGCACGCCCAGCGCUUCGUCGAACUUCUCCACCCGACGCUUUCCGUGUGUAAAGUCAGCUGCUAUGGCGGACCGAGGCAGCUCCAGAAAAUCACUAAAAUCUGCCCUCCGAUUGCCGUGGUGUUGGCCAGGAGGCGGAUGGCGGGCGAGCGGGUGGAGACCUUCGAUGAGCUGGAGUUUGAUGUGGUCGAGGUUGCGGACACUAUGGGAUGGCAGCUUCCUCUGGUGAAGAGAGGAGUCAGGCAGCUGCAGUGGAGCAGUGUCGGCGGGCGUAGCGGCAUCCAGGUUGAGCUCUCCUCCUUAUCGUUCUACUUCCGUUCCUAUGGCGACCUCAGCGAUGAGGAGAUGGACAAAGUUUGCCGGUUUCUUCAUAAUCGAGUGCAGAACCAAGAGAGGAUGCAGCUCUACCAGCUGACCGCCUGCUUCAAGGCCUUCAAGAGCGUCUCCUUCCAGAGCACGUCGUCCUGUCUCGAGGAUCUGGACGAGAGUCGCAGCCUCCAGCUGAAAGAGCUCCUCGCCGAGUACUUCGACAAGAGGCGCGACCGAGGCCUCACGCUCGCUCCGGUGGACAUCGAGGAGCCGGACAAGUACAAGUUUCUGGACUGGGAGAAUCAGAUCAGAGCGGACAUCAGGAGCUUUCUCUCCAACCGAAGCGACGAGAAGUUUUCUGGGAGAGCCGUCGCGAGAAUCUUCCACGGCAUAGCCAGUCCUUGUUAUCCGGCUCAAACCUACGGCAGGGACAGACGCUACUGGAGGAAGUACAUCCAGUUUGACUUCAACCGGCUCAUCAAAGUGGCCACUCAGGAGAUCAUCCGCUUCAAGUGAGCCACCGACUGCUCACCGACUGCUCACCGACUGCUCACCGACUGCUCACCGACUGCUCACGGCUCUCUCACUCUUCGCUCUGGUUUCGAUGGAUUUGGCCUGAAACACUUCUCAUAUCACUUUUAGUCAAACCGUGUUGAAUUAUUUAAUCUGUGCUGUUUUCUACAAUGUUAAGUGUUUAUACAUGUAAAUACAAAAAAUAUACUUUAAGAGUAAUUAAAUAAACGUGUUCUGUUUUCCUAGA